UCCUUAUUUUAAGGAAAGGGAUUUAUUGAUUUAUGUAAUAGAACAAAAAAAGUCAUUAUGUAGUAACGACCGGCUUUCAUUUUAUUCUGUAAAGGGAAUAGGUAGAUUUUUCGAAGAUUAUAUAAUAACCAUAUUAGGUGAUGAAACUACGAAAGCCAACGGGGUGUCGAUAUUAUAUUUUUUUCCGAUUUUUGCACUUAUUGCUGGUUACACGUGUAUAUCUAAUUGUGUAUCAUUCUAUUCAAAUUGAUGGAGCGAUCUAUAUUGGUUUUUUUUAUACAGUGUGCCGGUAUAUUAUUAAAGUCGUCGGUUGUAAUUAAUUCUUCAAUGUAGGGGUCGGCCUCGGCCGCAAGAAUUCUAAGUCUGUUUGAAUUUCUUUUUGGUGUUUUUCUCCCUAACUAUCUACCUAAUAUGAAUUUAUUUUAUUUGUUUUACAUUUAGCAUUGAUUCUGAUGCAAACUAAUUUCAAUUUUAAGUUUGACUGUCAAUAUAAUAGGAAAACAACAAACAAUUUUCAUUUUUCAUAAUACCUACCAAUUAACACAAAUCCUUAUCCUCGAUAUAUGUAUGUAAUUUUUAGGAGGAAAGGAUAAAAUUGUUGUAUAACUUUGACAAGAAUAAAAAAAUAAAACGCGAUAGCGAAAAGAAAGGGAGUGAGAGGAAACGAGAGAGUGAGGCAUUGUGAUUUCUGACUGAAGUCUUGUAGGUAGAUCAUAUACCUAAAAAAUUUUAUGAUGGCGUUUUUGCGUUACAUGUGCCGUCAACGCAAAGCAAGUUUUGUCUGCUGUCACAGUAAAUACACUAUUUCCAAUAAAGACCACGAUUCUACCUUAUUCGCUUCAAAUUGGAAAUCAUUACAAAUUGAACAACCUAGAAGAGUCCUAAGCAGCCAUAGUGAGAACAAUGAGAAUCUUGUAAAAUUAAAUAAAAAAUGUUUGCAAUCAAUCAUAUGCCGGGAUAUAGUUUUUCAUUCAGCUGGAAUACUACGUCGAAAUGUGCAUUUGGAUGCUCGUAAACUCUCUCAAGUUGAUCAGAAGUUCACGAAAAGGCAGGAAAAAAAACUAUCAACCCACUCUGCACCACCGCAACGUGAUCCCUUAGACGUCAGUUUUAACGAUCCCAUUGCUGCAUUUAAGAGUAAGACUACUGGCGAGCUCGUUCGAGCUUUGGUCGUGUAUAUAAUUUGUUCCAGCCAGUAUCUUGUUGAGCACAAUAUGCAGCUUAUGAAAGUGGCUCAAACGGUGCUUGGUACAAAAUUAUUUACCAAAAUGAUGCACGCAACAUUUUAUGGACAUUUUGUUGCUGGUGAAGAUGAAGUCAAAAUUGUACCCACUCUAGAAAGGCUACGAUCAUUUGGCGUGAAACCAAUUUUGGAUUACUCAGUGGAAGAAGACAUCUCCCAAGAAGAAGCAGAAAAGCGCGAAGUUGAGUCAUCUGUGUCAAGUGUUGGUGACGUCCACGAAGAAGGCGCCUUACCUCAAUAUCAUGUGGAUAAAUCAUUUGCCGAUAGGCGAUACAAAGUUAGUAGUGCUCGAACGUACUUCUAUCUCAACGAGGCAACUUGUGAACGUAACAUGGAAGUUUUUAUAAAAUGUCUUGAAGCUAUAUCGGGUGCCACAUUUGGAACUGGAAUAACCGCAAUCAAACUCACAGCACUUGGACGUCCUCAGCUACUUCUACAAGUUUCUGAAGUAAUUAUGCGCACACGUAAAUAUAUGGAAGACCUUGUCGGCGGUCAUGGAAACGUUUUAACUCAUCACAAGACGAUCAAGGAUCUAGAAAAAUACUAUUCUAGUUUGGGUGACAAUAAAAAUGUGCAAGAUUUUCUAAAAAAUGUUACCUCUGACAAAGAAGGUAUUCUCCAUUUAUUUCCUUGGUCCGGAAUAGUUGACGAAGACUCACAACUGAGUGAUACAUUCAGGGUACCUGAUCCAAAAACAGGACAAAUGCGUCGGUUGAUCUCACAGAUUCCACCCAAAGAGGAGGAAAUGUUUAGAAAUAUGAUACGCCGACUUAACACUAUUGUCAAGACUGCAUCUGAGUUAGAUGUUCGUAUAAUGAUUGAUGCCGAACAAACUUAUUUUCAACCGGCGAUUUCUCGAAUUACGUUGGAAAUGAUGAGAAAAUACAACAAAGAAAAAGCAAUUGUAUUCAACACUUAUCAGUGUUACCUGACAGAAGCGUAUAAAGAGGUUUGCACUGAUUUAGAGCAAGCUAAACGACAAAAUUUCUACUUUGGAGCAAAAUUAGUAAGAGGGGCUUAUAUUGAACAGGAAAGAGCAAGAGCAGCAGCUCUUAACUACCCUGAUCCUAUCAAUCCCAAUUACGAAGCAACCACCGACAUGUACCAUAAGGUUUUGACUGAAUGUCUGAGAAGAAUCAAGUUGCUCAAAGAUAACAACGAAGAUGCUAAGCGUAUUGGGAUCAUGGUUGCAUCGCACAAUGAAGAUACUGUCCGUUUUGCCAUCCAAAAAAUGGACGAAAUCGGUAUAGAACCAGAAGACAAAGUUAUCUGCUUUGGUCAGUUAUUGGGCAUGUGUGAUUUUAUUACCUUUCCAUUAGGUCAAGCAGGUUACUCUGCAUAUAAGUAUAUUCCAUAUGGACCCGUUCAAGAGGUAUUACCGUAUCUAUCACGUCGUGCGACUGAAAACAUUGGUGUGCUAAAGAAAAUCGAGAAGGAAAAAAAACUGUUGGUGAAAGAAAUUAGUCGAAGAAUAAUUAAAGGUCAACUAUUUUACAAACCAAAAGGCAAUUAUGUUCCAAUUUAAGUUAAUUUAAAUUAACAUCUAAAAAUUAAAAUAUAACACCUAAAUCUUUAAAAAAAACAUUCUUAUUAUAAACAAGACAGCGUAUAUAUAUUGAAUUUUAAUAGUCAAAUAAAAAAAAAAUAAUAUAAGAAAUAGCUAUGGAUGUAUUUAAAGUUAUAUAACAAUUCAAAACAAUAUCUAAUUUUCACAUUUUAUUUUAUUCUAUCUUAUUCAGUUUAUCUCUUUUUGUUUAAUUCUUUUUUAUUAUGUGUUUAUCAAAAUUAUUACUUAAACAAGUUGAAAUGAAGCAUUAUAAACAAGUUAAGAGACACUACGCGAGAGUAUUUGGUUAAUAGUAAAUUUGUGUUUAUGUUUCUUAUAUGUACAUUUUGGGCUGCAUUUUUAUUUAUUUUUUCCAAUCAUUUUAAUGUUAGUAAUAUGUUAAAAAGUAAUUAUUAUUUUUCUUAAAUAUGAUUUAUUUAAAACAAAUGAAAUGAGCGAAAUAAGAAAAAUAUUAUACAACACAAA
Molecule: messenger RNA, 3275 nt
Organism: Episyrphus balteatus (marmalade hoverfly)
Lineage: Eukaryota; Metazoa; Arthropoda; Insecta; Diptera; Syrphidae
Gene: slgA
Product: proline dehydrogenase 1, mitochondrial
Exons: 12
Coding region: 732-2768 (678 amino acids)
Cellular component (GO): mitochondrion
Molecular function (GO): proline dehydrogenase activity; FAD binding
Source: RefSeq, a predicted model, not a curated record